UGCUAAAGCGGAUUAUAGUAUCUUUUUUCAACGUGGAGUUUAUCCCGCUGAAGACUUUAAAUGGGUAAAGAAAUAUGGGCUAAACGUUUUAAUGACACUCGAUGAUAAUGUUAAAUUGUAUUUAAAGAGAUUGGCAAGUCAACUAGAAACUUGGUUGAUGGCAGGUAAAAUAGAUAAACUUGUCCUAGCAAUCGUCUCAUGUGAAACACGCGAGACACUUGAAAGAUGGCAGUUUGACAUUGAGGUUAUCGAAGAUAAGGCUCAAGAUAGUUCCACAAAAAAAGACAAAUCAUAUGAUGAAAUACAAAAAGAAAUUCAAGGAAUUAUUCGUCAAAUAACUGCCAGUGUUUCUUUUUUACCAGUUUUGGAAGAUAAAUGUACAUUUUCUAUAUUGGCAUACACCGAUAAAGAUGUCGAAGUGCCAGCUGAAUGGAGAGAUGGUGAUCCGCAUCUUAUACCAAAUGCCGAACAG
Messenger RNA from Dentiscutata heterogama, 472 nucleotides. The record is from the annotation of a GenBank genome assembly. Lineage: Eukaryota; Fungi; Glomeromycota; Glomeromycetes; Diversisporales; Gigasporaceae.